Molecule: messenger RNA, 3107 nt
Organism: Maniola jurtina (meadow brown)
Lineage: Eukaryota; Metazoa; Arthropoda; Insecta; Lepidoptera; Nymphalidae
Gene: Usp8
Product: ubiquitin carboxyl-terminal hydrolase 8
Exons: 20
Coding region: 181-2979 (932 amino acids)
Biological process (GO): protein deubiquitination
Molecular function (GO): cysteine-type deubiquitinase activity
Source: RefSeq, a predicted model, not a curated record
UGAAAACCAGUGACGUUUUAUUAGUUGAAGAAGAUUAUUUGUAAUUAAUUUUUUGUUUGUCUGAAUUUGGAAACAAUUCCUGUGCUACCGAUAUCAAAUGUAACGCAAAAAGGGUCCUGGUGACUUGUAAAAUUGCAUAUAUUUUGUUACACGUUAGUGGCUGCUAGGUAAACAAUAAAAAUGACUGAGACGCGUCGUUCGCAACUCCAUCUGGGGAAGUGCAUAGAGGAUUUGGACAAAUUACACAACGUACCUGACUUGAAAUCAAAAAGAGCUACUAUGUUAUGCAAAACUGCACAGAAACUCUUCGAAUCUGCUGAGGAGGCUCGUGAAAAGGGUGAUGAAGAGACUUCCUACGUUCAGUAUAUGAAGUACCUUCGUGUUAUCGCGUUUAUCAGCAAAGAUAAGGACUAUAUUAAAGACAAGACUUACUAUACAAGUAUGCUUGGUGCCAAGAACCCUAAUAAGGCCUUAGAUGCGGCUGAGAAGUUGAAAAAUAGCUUGAUUAUGAGAUAUGAGGAAGAGAGACAAAAUGAGCGGCUCAAUGAUAUCAAAGAGAAUGAGUUGAUCAAACAGAAGAUAGAUGAGAACAGAAAGAAGGCUAUGGAAGCUGUUACUGUGAAAGAACCUGCUAACCAGGGUUUGCCUGGUCCUGAUGAAGUAGUGAUAAAUAGCGAGCAGUUGUACGCUACACUGAAGAGUGGCAAGUUGAAGGUGAUGAUCUUGGAUGCGAGGCCGGGCAAGGAUUACAUUGAGUCCCACAUCAACCACCCUGCUUGCAUCAGUGUGCCGGAAGAGUGUAUAUCACCUGGCCAAUCAGCCAACGUCUUAGAGCAGAACCUCCCAGCCGCGUCCAGACCAGUGUGGGCUGAGCGUGCGUCCAUGGACCUUAUCGUGAUGCUGGACUGGAACAGCUCCGCCGUCAUUCCGGGCAAAACACUGCAUCUGUUGAAGACCAUACUUCUUCGGUGGGACAUCAAAGUGCAGUACUCCAGGCAACCCCUGGCAUUACGGGGCGGCUAUGAAGACUGGCUGCUGAAAUACCCAGCCUUCACCACCAACCCUCAGCCCACCACACCCCAUCAUGAUACCAUGCUUGAUGAUAUGCUAGGAGAGAUAGACUACCCGAACUGGUCGGACCUGAGCCCACCCAUGGUCACAGUUAAUCGUGUUGCCAAGCCCACCAGUGGGGGACCUCUUAUAGACAGAACUAGUAAGAUGGCAGCUGUACAACUGUACGAGGAACGAGCUAGAAGCAUGCAGAACAUUCUAGAACAGCAAGAGCGCAUCGCUGAUACCUCUCUCACGCUCGAGAUGCAGCGCUUGGAAGCUGAGCAGGAUUGGGAGAAGAUCCGGCAACAGAAUGAAGAUGAGAACAGGGACGAGAUUCGAGCUAUGUACAAGUUGCGCGAACAAGAGAUCAUAUCGCAGCUGAUGCAACUGGAGAGCAAGCAAUAUGAUAUGGAACAAGAGAACCAAACUCUCCGCGAGCAGUUGGAGGAGUAUCAGCGGAGAGAGAAGGAAGAGGCAGCCAAUAUCGCGGAGACCAUCGCCAAAGUCGCCGAGCAAACUGGUGUCACUGACAAUGAAGCACAAGUGGACGAGCGGUCUCGCCAAGCCGCGGCAAGGGACGUGGCGGCCAAGCGAGCUCGUAUAGCGGCCGUGAGAGCGCAGAGAGACGAGCUGGACCGGCGCCGCGAGGCCAUGGAGGUGGAGCGCAAGCGGAAACUCGCCGAGGCCCGGACCAAGCGGAAGCCGCACGAGAAGGAGGAUGAUGGCGACGCCUACAUGGCAUCUCCCACCGAUAGCACCGGGGCGGCCGGCCUCAACCGGUCACAGUCAUCGCCCAACAUUGCUAAGCUUUCGUCAGACGAGGAUGAGGUCAGCACGCCAACCUUCGACCGAAGCACGAAGCCGACCAAAGUGGCACCCUCUAGUGAAAUGCACCACCGGGACUUCCAACCCGUCUGGGGUGAUGUGGGGCGAGGUCUGACGGGUCUGAAGAACCUCGGCAACACUUGCUAUAUGAACUCGAUCAUCCAGUGCCUGAACAAUACCGCCAUCCUCGUCACAUACUUCUGCAACGGACAGUACCUCGAGCACGUUAACAGGUCGCACAGUACGCGAGGGGCGAUAGCUGAGGAGCUGGCGGCGGUCGUCCGCGCGCUGUGGUCGGGGCAGUAUCGAUUCAUCGCGCCCAAAGAUUUACGGAACGAAGUAGGUAAGCACCAGCGCGCGUUUCGCGGCACAGAACAGCAAGAUUCUCACGAAUUUCUAACUAUCCUUAUGGAUUGGCUACAUCUCGACCUGCAGUUCACCAUCAAACCACCACACAAGGAAACGUUGGGCGCGUCAGAACGCGCAUGGCACGAAUACACCAAGUCAAAAGAAAGCCUGGUUUUAAGGCUAUUCUAUGGACAAAUCCGGUCAACGGUGCGGUGUUCGGUGUGUCGAGCAAGCUCGGCCACGUACGACUCGUUCUCCAACUUAUCGUUAGAACUGCCCGCGCACGCCUCCAGGUGCACGUUAGCUGACUGUCUAAAACUCUACCUAAACGACGAAAUGAUACCAGGAUGGAACUGCCCGAACUGUAAAGAAAAACGAGAUGCCGUCAAAAAACUAGACAUUUCCAGACUACCCCCCGUUCUAGUCAUACACUUCAAACGAUUCUACGUAGACCCUAAAGAAUACAUGUGCAACGCGUAUAGAAAAAAGCAGACUUAUAUAGACUUUCCUUUAGAGGAUCUGGAUAUGAGGCAGUUUUCGCUGCAGUGUCCCGGGAAUCCGAUAUAUAAUUUAUACGCCGUGUCUAACCAUUACGGGUCUAUGGAAGGUGGACAUUAUACUGCGUACUGCAAAAGUAGCGUCUAUGGCAAAUGGUACAAAUACGACGACCAUCUGGUAACCGAAAUCCCCGCGAGCGAAGUGCGCUCGAGCGCGGCCUACAUCCUAUUCUACUCUGCCUGCUCGCGCUCGUGAUGCCGCGCCACGCCACGCCACGUCGCGUCGCGCGACGUCACGCCACGCCACGCCACGCCCUCGCGUAGCGCGCCCGACCACCGAGUGACGAUACAUUAAACCUUAAUAAAAUGCUUAAGUUUCUUCCA